AUGGCAAAGAUGACUGAUGAACAACGUGUAUUCAUUGAACUAGUAAGAGAUCUGGACAUGCCUGGUUUCAUUCUUCUGAUCUUCUACGUCUACGCGCUCUUUACGUUUUACGUUGUGAGGCGCCGGCGUCGAAACAAUGCUCGGAUUUUUCGUCAAUUACGAAAAGAGAUGGAAGAAGAAUUAAUCGAAGAGACGGACGAAUAA
Danaus chrysippus (African queen) is the source of this 204-nucleotide messenger RNA. NCBI's taxonomy places the organism in Eukaryota, Metazoa, Arthropoda, Insecta, Lepidoptera, Nymphalidae. The record is from the annotation of a GenBank genome assembly.